Molecule: messenger RNA, 2085 nt
Organism: Aspergillus ibericus CBS 121593
Lineage: Eukaryota; Fungi; Ascomycota; Eurotiomycetes; Eurotiales; Aspergillaceae
Product: Nucleotidyltransferase
Exons: 2
Coding region: 1-2085 (694 amino acids)
Biological process (GO): double-strand break repair via nonhomologous end joining
Cellular component (GO): nucleus
Molecular function (GO): DNA binding; DNA-directed DNA polymerase activity
Source: RefSeq, a predicted model, not a curated record
AUGUCGGAAGCUCCAGGCCCUUCUACAGAAGAAGCAGGGCGACCCAGUCCCAGCUUCUCAUCAUGUCCGCCUAUCUUUGUUCUCCCAACUCAUCUCAGUCUAGAGUUGCUACACGAGACAGAAGCGAAUCUCAUCAAACGAGACGCACGUCUGACCUACGAUAUCUCCGAAGCGAGGCUGGUCCUCGGAAAAAUCGGCCAAGAGAAGCGCGCAGCGUUGGAGUUGCGCUCUCGUGGACUCUGGACGGAACCAAUCAGUAAUCCUGAACCCCCCAGGAAGCGACGUCGUGUCGUGCGUGAACCAGAAAAGCCUGCGGGACAGGCAGACAUCGACCUCAGCACCGAGACCGAAGAUGAAGAAGAUGGCAUGAAAAGUCGACAUGAUCCUUCACGGCAUCUCAAUCGACCCAAAUCACGCUCUCCGGCCGAGUCCACCUUCAACCCAUCAGAAGCUUCGUCUGUCUCAUCUACCAUCGAGCAACCAGACAUCAUCAAGGUCGUCAAACUAGACUGGCUGGACCAAUGCCUCAAGGCCCAAGAACUCCUCCCCAUCGACCCAUAUAUAAUCUAUAUCGCCCGCCAGGUUCCACGCCCGGAACCUCCCAAAACAACCAUCAUAUCCAGCGACAUCAUCCAGCGAGCCAAGCAAGAUGCCGCAUUACGACCACCUACUCCAACCCGCCAUCACCCCCGGACGCACGACCCUGCUCGCAAUCCCCCCAAACUCUACCGAACCACCACCUCCGAGAACGACGACACCGUCCCCAUCCCGCCAGCCCCCGACUGGGUGACGAACCACGUCCUCUACGCUUGUCUCCGCUCCGCCCCCCUCCACCCCCCUAACGAAGCCUUCAUCAACCAGCUCAUCAAGAUCCGACAAAUUCGCGAGCUCACUCUCGACGAGAUCGGCGUCCGCGCCUACAGCACCUCCAUCGCGGCCAUCGCCGCCUACCCCUACGAAUUCCGCCGGCCCUCGGAAAUCCUCGCCCUCCCCGGCUGCGACACCAAAAUCGCCAACCUCUUCCACGAAUACCAACAAAGCCCCACCGGCACCCUCUCCGCCGCCGCGCUCCUCGACACCGACCCCACCCUCCACAUCCUCCACACCUUCUACAACAUCUGGGGCGUGGGCGCCAAAACCGCCCGCGACUUCCACUACGCCCGCCACUGGACCUCCCUCGACGACAUCAUCGAACACGGCUGGUCCAGCCUCACCCGCGUCCAACAAAUCGGUCUCAAAUACUACGACGAAUUCCUCGCCGGCAUCCCCCGUCCCGAAGUCCAACACAUCGCCCACAUCGUCACCCACCACGCCAACCUCGCCCGUCCCCCUCCCAACCCCAACAACCCCAUCCAAUGCAUCAUCACCGGCGGCUACCGUCGCGGCAAGACCCUCUGCGGCGACGUCGACCUCAUCCUCACGCACCCGGACGAAACCAUCACCAAAACCCUCAUCAUCGACGUCGUCGCCGCCCUCGAAUCCGCCGGUUGGAUCACUCACACCCUCGCCCUCCACCUCAUCACCUCCCACCGGGACCAACAAACCCUCCCCUACCGCGCCGCCACCUCCACCUCCUCCUCCACCGGCGAUAACUCAACGCCCAAAAACUUCGACACCCUCGACAAAGCCCUCGUCGUCUGGCAAGACCCGCACUUCACUGACCCUGACCCUGACCCCACCUCCUCCCCCCCCCACCACCACCAUAACCACAACCCGAACCCCCACCGCCGCGUCGACAUCAUCAUCUCCCCCUGGCGCACCAUCGGCUGUGCCGUGCUCGGUUGGUCAGGCGAUAAGACCUUUGAAAGGGAUCUGCGCCGGUACGUGAAGAAGACGCACGGAUGGAAGUUCGAUUCGAGUGGCGUCCGGGAUCGGAAUUCGGGAGGGAGGGUCAUUGAUUUGGAAGGGGGAGGAAGGACGUGGGAGGAGCGGGAGAGGUUGCAUGACGUCGAAAUCAAGCAGGCUGCUCUGGGUCAGACCCUCGUAGAGCGCGGUGAUCUCGUCUGCCGUGGCCCGGGUGCCUUUGAAUUGCCGGUAGCCGGUGUGAUUGCCUGGGGUGGGUUAGUGAUGGAUCAGAGCAGAUAG